AUGUUUUUGCGGGUGUUACUUCUUCUUCUCGGCCUACAGGCCGCUAGCGCUAGUUUCUCUCCAAUUGCUCAUGCAAAAGGAAAUGGUCAGGGUUAUCGGGUAGUAGCAGCUAACAAGUUUAAGGCAAAAGCCAUCUGCUUCGCGCUCCGGGUGAUUCCGGCCUCCAACCGCACCUGGCUGCCGUUGUACCACCGCCAUGGCCCGUGCUCGCCGCCCCCCUCCGGCCAGAGAACACCUUAUUCCACGGCUUCCAUUCUCCGCCGGGACCAAGUCCGUGCCGACGCCAUCCAACGGAGGCUCUCCAGGAAGGGUCCAUCCGGCGUCUCAACCGCACUAGGCACUGCUUUGGGGUUGGGGACGUUGGAGUACGUGAUCGCCGUGGGGCUAGGCACGCCGUCGGUCAGGCAGACAGUCCUCAUCGACACCGGGAGCGACCUCUCGUGGGUGCAGUGCCGUCCAUGCUCAUUGCCGCCGUGCCACCGCCAGAGGGACGCCGUGUUCGACCCCAGCAAGUCGUCUACCUACUCCCCGUUCCGCUGUGGUUCUCCUGCCUGCGCGCGGCUCGAUGCUGACAACACCACCAAUGGCUGCUCUGGCUCCAACACCAACAGGUGCGGCUACGUUGUCAAGUACGGCGAUGGCUCCAACACUACGGGGACGUACAGCUCCGACACGCUCAGGCUCACCCCCUCCGACGUUGUAGUCAACUUCCGGUUUGGCUGCAGCCACGAUAUAACGGGCUUCGCCGACACCGAUCUAACUGACGGCCUACUCGGGCUCGGCGGCGAUGCGCAGUCGCUCGUGUCGCAGGCCGGCAAAAGGGCCUUCUCCUACUGCCUCCCGCCGACGGCAAGCCACACCGGGUUCUUCACGCUCGGCGUGCCGCGCGUCUCCGCCUCCAGGUUCGCGGUCACACCCUUGUACAGGGCCGCCCAGUCCGCCACAUUCUACCUCGUGAAGCUCCAGGCCAUCACCGUGGCCGGGAGGCGCCUCGACGUGCCCCCCUCGGUUUUCUCCGCGGGCGCGAUCAUGGACUCCGGCACGAUCAUCACCCGGCUACCGCCUGCGGCCUACCGCCAGCUGCGGGCGGCGUUCAGGGCCGAGAUGAUCAAUAUGUACCCACCCGCACCCCCAGCAGGUAUCCUGGACACAUGCUUCAACCUCACAAGUGUCCGCCAUCUCAGGGUGCCCCGCGUUGCUCUCGUCUUCGACCGAGGCGUGGCCGUCGAACUCCACCCCACGGGGAUUAUUCAGGAUGGCUGCCUUGCGUUCGCCUCCAACCAUGCACGCCGCUCGCCUGGGAUCAUUGGCAACGUGCAGCAGAGGACACUCGAGGUGCUCUACGAUGUCGCCGGCGGGGCAGUCGGAUUCCGGCGUGGCGCCUGCUAA
Molecule: messenger RNA, 1389 nt
Organism: Lolium rigidum
Lineage: Eukaryota; Viridiplantae; Streptophyta; Magnoliopsida; Poales; Poaceae
Product: aspartyl protease family protein At5g10770-like
Exons: 2
Coding region: 1-1389 (462 amino acids)
Biological process (GO): proteolysis
Molecular function (GO): aspartic-type endopeptidase activity
Source: RefSeq, a predicted model, not a curated record